Molecule: messenger RNA, 2136 nt
Organism: Pygocentrus nattereri (red-bellied piranha)
Lineage: Eukaryota; Metazoa; Chordata; Actinopteri; Characiformes; Serrasalmidae
Gene: cttnbp2nlb
Product: CTTNBP2 N-terminal like b
Exons: 6
Coding region: 106-1878 (590 amino acids)
Source: RefSeq, a predicted model, not a curated record
AAGUCCGUCUUUCCAGGGGGAACGCUGUACGUACAGUUCAUAAUUGGACAGCAGCACAUUAAAAGUGAAUGUACUGUGGGGAUUAAUGAGAAAACAUCGGAACGUAUGAAGGCAGGCAGGAUGAAUGUGGAGACUCUGAGUAAGGCGGAGCUGCUGAUGCUGCUCAGCAUCCUGGAGGGAGAGUUGGAGGCUCAGGACCUCGUCAUACACACACUCAGGGCACAGCACAGAGAUGCAUUUGUGCAGGAGCGCUAUGGACAGUAUGACCUCAGUGACCCCUUCCUGGCCCUGCAGAGGGACAGCGAGGUGCUGCAGGGUCGAGAGCAGGGUCAGCCUCAGGAUCACAGCCAAAGCGUCAGAGCCCAUGUCAGUCCAAACCCGCUGGCCGUGCUGAAGCUGGUGAUGACCCACUGCAAGCGCAUGCAGGAGAGAAUGAUGGCACAGUUGGCAGCUGCUGAGAGCAGACACAGACGGGUCAUCGCUGAUCUGGAGGAAGAGAAACGGCGCCAUGCCCAAGAUACAGCAGAGGGUGAUGAUGUCACAUACAUGCUGGAGAAGGAAAGAGAGAGACUACUGCAGCAGCUGGAGUUCGAGCGCGCACGGGCAGAGCGUCUGGAGCGUGAGCAGCAAACUGCAUCUGGUCAGGCACAGGAGGACCUGGCCCAGCAGCAGCAGCUCUCAUCUGCUCUGGCUAAAGAAUGCCAGCGGGCCAGUGCCCGCGCCCAGGAGGAGAGUCAGCGUGUGGCCCAGCUGUGCGAGCAGCUAGAGGAGGAGCGUAGGGCCACUCAGACCCUGCGAGGGGAGCUGGAGGCAGAGCAGGCUCAUGCCCGUCAGACAGAGGCCCGUGCUGAAAGGCAGUUGGCCGAGUUCGACACAGAGCAGGAGCAGCUGAGGCAGAAGCUGCGUAAAGAGGAAAAGCGAAGCAAAGAACUACAGGAGCUGAUAGAGAGCUUGAAGCAGGAGCUGCAGGAGAUGAAGGAGAGGGAGAAAGAAUGGAGAGCAAAAGAGGAGGAGGUGAAGAAGGUGAAGGAAACCCCAGCUAAAGCCACUUUGACCUCUGCUGCCUGCCAGACCGAAAUGGAUGGAAAAGCAGCUGUUGUGGAACAGUCUCAGCGACCAAGGUUCAAUGGCUGCCUACUACGUAAAGAGAGUGACUCUUCAGUGGAGGAGAAGAGUGCAGAAAAUGGAGGGCUGGAGAACGGAGGAGGGACACUGAGCUCCCCUGUCCAGGCGCAGCAGUCUCUGUCCCCCAGCGGGACAGCUUGCUCGUCUCUCUCCUCCUCACCCUGUUCCUCGCCUGUGCUGGCCAAGCGGCUGGCCUCACUGGGCUCCUGCAGCCCCACCUACCCCUCGUCCUACCAGGCCAGCGUCAACCAGCGUUUCCAUGCUGCCCGCCACAAGUUCCAGCAGCAGGCCGAGCAAGAGCAACAUCUGCAACAUCAGCCUCACUCACCUCGUGACCUUUCACCCACCACUACUCCUCCACCUCCACCUGAGAACCCUACAGCCAAGCAGAUCGCCCGCAACACUGUCACACAGGUGCUGUCACGAUUCACCAGCCAAGCAGCAGGUAAACUGCCCCCUCCCAACAACUCACCAUUCGGCACGGACUACCGCACUCUGGCAGCAUCUUCUUCUUCUUCUUCACCCACAGGGAAAGGGCCAGGCCCCCUGUCACCCGGCAUCCGCUCACCCAUCAUCUCUAGAAGCCACCCGCCCCCCAUACCCCCAAAGAAGCCUGGGAUGAACCAGUCUCCAGGAUCCCCUGUCCCCUCCACCCGUGGCAGCAACUUUCCGGAGCUGUCCGUGAGCUGCGGCAUCACCAGCACGCAGGAGGGUUCUAAAGAGCUGGACCUGGUCAUGUCCUCCUCAAGCUAACUACUAACCGCACUCAAUCAACAGUCCAGACCAAAUUAAAGGGCCUAAUCAACAUAGUGCCCUUGGGACUUUCUCCUCGUCUAGUCCAUAAGCCCUUCCACAGAGGUGUGAUUACAAAGCACUGAAAGGGUGGUUAAUUGUUGCAGCUUGCAUUCCUUUUACUCUGCAAACCUAAGCAAGUAAAACCAUUCGCAGAGCUGGAGGAGAGACAUUUAGAAGCCCAAGUCCAGAACUAUGCUUCUCUAUCUAUGAAACUGA